GCUUGCCCCAGCGCUGAGUAGUGGCAACAGCGUGGUUGCGUCGGGGGUGCCUGGGAGCAGGGAGCCCCGGGGGCCUGAAAUCGGCUACUCCCCGGGCAGACACGCUCUCCCUAAGGAAGCCGUGCUGCCGAAUCAGCGCUGGGCAGUGAGAGCGCCCAGAGGGGCUUCUUCAGUUGAGGAGAGGUGGGGUUACGGGGCACAGGUGACAGGGCCGGAGAAAGAUGGAGCAGCCCGGGGCCGCGGCGUCGGGAGCGGGAGGCGGCAGCGAAGAACCCGGCGGGGGCCGGAGCAACAAGCGCAGCGCGGGGAACCGAGCCGCCAACGAAGAGGAAACGAAAAACAAACCCAAAUUGAACAUUCAAAUAAAAACUUUGGCAGAUGAUGUGCGUGACCGAAUUACAAGUUUUAGAAAAUCUACGGUCAAGAAAGAAAAACCUCUUAUUCAACAUCCUAUUGAUUCCCAAGUCACAAUGACUGAGUUUCCAGCAGCUCAGCCAUUAUAUGAUGAACGAUCUUUGAAUUUGUCAGAAAAGGAAGUACUGGAUCUCUUUGAAAAAAUGAUGGAGGACAUGAACCUUAAUGAAGAAAAAAAAGCUCCUUUACGAAACAAAGAUUUUACCACCAAGCGUGAGAUGGUUGUCCAGUAUAUUUCUGCUACUGCCAAAUCUGGUGGUCUGAAAAACAGCAAACAUGAAUGCACCCUCUCUUCACAAGAAUAUGUUCAUGAAUUACGAUCUGGUAUUUCAGAUGAGAAACUUCUUAAUUGCCUAGAAUCCCUGAGGGUUUCCUUAACCAGCAAUCCUGUCAGUUGGGUUAACAACUUUGGACAUGAAGGUCUUGGACUCUUAUUGGAUGUUCUGGAAAAGAUUCUGGACAAAAAACAGCAAGAAAAUAUUGACAAGAAGAAUCAGUAUAAACUCAUUCAGUGCCUCAAAGCAUUUAUGAAUAAUAAGUUUGGAUUGCAAAGAAUUCUAGGGGAUGAAAGAAGUCUUUUACUAUUGGCAAGAGCAAUUGACCCCAAGCAACCCAACAUGAUGACUGAAAUAGUAAAAAUACUUUCUGCUAUUUGCAUUGUUGGAGAAGAGAAUAUUCUAGAUAAACUUUUAGGGGCUAUAACUACUGCAGCAGAAAGAAAUAACAGGGAACGAUUUUCACCAAUUGUGGAAGGAUUGGAAAAUCAUGAAGCUUUGCAAUUACAGGUAGCCUGCAUGCAGUUUAUAAAUGCUCUUGUCACUUCUCCAUAUGAGCUUGAUUUUCGAAUCCAUUUAAGGAAUGAAUUCCUCCGUUCAGGACUGAAAACAAUGUUACCAGAUCUAAAAGAAAAAGAGAAUGAUGAGCUUGAUAUUCAGUUGAAAGUAUUUGAUGAGAACAAAGAGGAUGACCUAACGGAAUUAUCCCAUCGUCUCAAUGAUAUUCGAGCAGAAAUGGAUGAUAUGAAUGAAGUGUACCAUCUUCUAUAUAACAUGUUGAAAGAUACUGCAGCUGAGAAUUACUUAUUAUCCAUUCUGCAACAUUUUUUGCUCAUCAGAAAUGAUUAUUAUAUCAGGCCACAGUAUUAUAAAAUAAUUGAGGAGUGUGUUUCUCAGAUAGUGUUGCACUGCAGUGGUAUGGACCCAGACUUCAAGUACAGGCAAAGAUUAGACAUUGAUUUUACUCAUCUGAUAGAUUCUUGUGUGAACAAAGCAAAAGUUGAAGAAAGUGAACAAAAAGCCGUGGAAUUUUCAAAGAAGUUCGAUGAAGAAUUCACAGCCCGACAGGAAGCUCAAGCUGAGCUUCAAAAAAGAGAAGAAAAAAUCAAAGAACUUGAAACAGAAAUCCAGCAACUUCGAACCCAGGGCCUUGGACCCUCAAGUUCAUCAGGAAUUCCAGGUCCUCCUCCUCCACCUCCACUACCAGGUGUUGGCCCAUCUUCAUCUCCACCUCCAACACCUGCAUCUCUACCUGGAGUUCCUCCUCCUCCACCACCUCCAUUAUCUGGAUUGGGUCCUAUUCCACCACCACCACCACCACCUUUAUUUGGAGGACCUCCUGCACCACCACCCCUAGGAGGAAUUCCUCCUCCCCCAGGAGUGCCACUUGAUCUACCUUAUGGAAUGAAGCAGAAGAAAAUAUAUAAACCUGAAGUGUCCAUGAAGAGAAUCAAUUGGUCAAAGAUCGAGCCCAAAGAGUUAUCUGAGAACUGUUUCUGGUUAAAAGUAAAAGAAGACAAGUUUGAGAAUGCAGAUCUUUUUGCAAAAUUGGCGCUGAAUUUUGCUACCCACAUAAAAGUUCAAAAAAAUGCGGAGCCUUCAGAAGUAAAGAAGAGUAUACCUGCAAAGAAGAAACUGAAAGAAUUGAGAGUUUUGGAUCCCAAAACAGCCCAGAAUCUGUCUAUAUUCCUGGGAUCAUAUCGCAUGCCAUAUGAAGAUAUUAAAAACAUCAUUCUAGAGGUUAAUGAAGACAUGCUAAGUGAAGCCUUAAUUCAGAACCUUGUGAAACAUCUUCCUGAGCAGAAGGUACUCAAUGAAUUAGCACAGCUUAAGAAUGAAUAUGAUGACCUCUGUGAGCCUGAGCAAUUUGGAGUUGUGAUGAGCUCAGUGAAAAUGUUACGGCCUCGUCUCAAUAGCAUUCUUUUCAAGCUCACGUUUGAAGAACACGUAAACAACAUCAAACCAAGCAUCAUAGCAGUAACUCUUGCUUGUGAAGAAGUGAAGAAAAGUGAAAGCUUUAAUAGACUUUUAGAGUUAGUUCUGUUGGUUGGAAACUACAUGAACUCAGGCUCAAGAAAUGCCCAGUCUUUGGGAUUUAAGAUCAACUUCCUUUGUAAGAUUAGAGAUACUAAAUCAGCAGAUCAAAAAACAACCCUUUUACAUUUUAUUGCUGAAAUUUGUGAGGAAAAAUACCGAGACAUCCUGAAAUUUCCUGAAGAACUGGAGCAUGUAGAAAGUGCAAGCAAAGUUUCAGCUCAAAAUCUUAAGAGCAACCUUGCAGCAAUGGAGCAACAAAUUGUUCAUCUGGAACGUGACAUCAAGAAAUUCCCCCAAGCAGAAAAUCAACAUGAUAAGUUUGUGGAAAAGAUGACGAGCUUUACAAAGAGUGCCAGAGACCAAUAUGAAAAACUGUCCACGAUGCACAAUAACAUGGUGAAGCUCUAUGAGAAUCUUGGAGAGUACUUCAUUUUUGACUCUAAGACAGUAAGCAUAGAAGACUUUUUUGGUGAUCUCAGCAACUUCCGAACUCUGUUUCUGGAAGCAGUAAAAGAAAACAAUAAGAGAAGAGAAAUGGAAGAGAAGACCAGGAGGGCAAAACUUGCAAAAGAGAAAGCUGAACAAGAAAAAAUGGAACGCCAGAAGAAAAAGAAACAGCUCAUCGAUAUAAACAAAGAGGGUGAUGAGACUGGUGUGAUGGAUAAUCUUCUAGAAGCCCUACAAUCAGGUGCAGCAUUCCGAGACCGCAGAAAGCGGAUUCCAAGGAAUCCAGAUAACAGACGGGUACCUUUGGAAAGGUCACGCUCUCGCCACAAUGGAGCUAUCUCAUCUAAGUGAUUCCUGUUGCCAAAGAAUAUGAAAAAUAUUUAAGUAAACAAAAUCAUACAUUUUGAGAAGAACAAAACAUGCAUUCAAGGGUCAGAGUGGAAAUAAGUAUGUUUCUGCAAAGGUCAAGCUAAACUGGAUGAAGUGAUAAGCAUUUGUAGAACUGUCGCUAGACUCCUCCCACAAUACCUAUCUGAACAGUUUGCAGGACUAGAUAUGUUUGUUCCACUUUAGCAUAAAGAUGUGUGUCCUUUGUUGUCAUGUGUGACCUGACUCUGAAGAGGAAAUUGUAAAAAAUUGAAGAGUUCUGAGACUUUCAAAAACAUUCAAAGAUUUAAAAUCCUAAAUUUCUAGGUCACUCCUACUAAAAGAAAAAAGAAGAAGAAAAGAAAAAAGAAUAGACAGAACUAUUCACUGUCUGCUUCCAGUCUAAUAGAUAGCAAAGGAAAAGGCCAAGAAAAAAUGUGCAUGCUAUGAUUGGAAAGGUGCUAAUAUUGCACACACUAAAGAGAAGCCAUUUUGAAAACUCAAAAAAGUACGGCUCCAUGCCAGUCAAGUUAUUUAGAAUCUUAUCUCAAGUGAAAGCUGAUGGAUUCAUCUGCUUUGGCUGAAAUUAAAUUUAUCAUUAGUCUAGCAUUUCAGCAUGAUAUUGCAAGCACUUAUCAUUGCUAAAAAUAAACCAAAGUUUAACAGAAUCAGUUAGGGAAAAUGACUUCGACUUUAUUUAAAGAGGUAUUUUCUAAUUAUGCAUAGAUGUCUACUUUAUACAAAUACUUUAUAUGGCUAUUUUUCGAGAAAAACUCCACAUUUUAAAGUUUGUGCUAGGGAUGAACCUGAAAAUUCUAUUACCUUAAUUUAGAUUUUAAAGGCAAAUAUUGAUUCCUGUUUGUGGUUUAUUUCUUCUAUUGUUUCCUUUGUCCCUUAACCCCCUUGAAGACAGGGAAUGGAGUUCUAGAAAACCUGGGAGGAGAGAGAUUUCUUUCUGUAGGAGGUGGCAGAAAACUGUCUGAAAGGUCAACUGUUCUAUCUCCCUUUCUGCUCCCUUUUCCAAUUCUGUUUUGGUGGUCUGAAGACGAAAAAAAGAAAAUCUAUGUAUGUAUGUGUAUAUACAUGUGUGUAUGUAUAUAUUUGUAUCUUUUGCUGCAGUAAUUGCACAUCCCAGUAACUAAGUGAAUUUCUCAAUCCUCAUCAUACUUACCAUAUAUUAACAAAUUUGAAUGAUGCUGCCACAACAACUCUGGGAAGGAAAACAAGGUCUACAUUUUUCUCAGAUAGGUGAGAGUUAAAGUUAUACUUAACUUGUCUAUUAUUUUAAAAUAUGCAUUGAAAUAAUUGUAACUUCUCUGGAGUGCAAUUUGAAGACCAAUUCAUGCAGAUGAUUGUGAUUACUGUAAAAGAGUUAUUAUAUGUAUAUUUCUUAUGUAGAAAAUCCUAUUUCGAUUCCUCCACUGCACAUUAUAGACAGAGAGAAGAACAAAUGACUGGCUUGGCAAGUCACCAUCUGAGAUAAUGCAAACAAGUGACCAGUAGUUCACAGAAUCCUUUAUAUAGAUGUAUAAUAAUUUAAAUGGUUGCCUUAUUAUCCAGUGCAUUCUGACUUGGGUAUUAUACUUCAAAAUUCUCUGAAGCUGCUAUAAUAGAGAAAUCAAAAAGUCACAAUAUCUGAGAUUUUUUCCACUUUUUCCUGACUGAAAACACACACAUGCACACAUAAACAUAUUUGAGGACACAUCAGUUUUCACACACUAUUUUUAACAACAACAACAAAAGUUUAGGUUCUACUAAUUUAGGUAAAGAACUAACGUGUGCAUUUUUUACUUUGCAAAGUUUUUUUUUUUUCUAAAAUUUUCAUGAUAUUGCUUCUUUGAGUCCUUUGGCUGUAGAAAAAUUAUUUUGAAAUGUCAACCCUGACCAAAAUUUGGAGACAUUUGCCAUGCCAUAUUAUCAAACUGGUCAAGGUAGAAAUACUGAUGUGUAUCACCUUUUCCAGAUGCAAACUUGCCUUAUUUUCUAGUUCGUGAACAAGAAUGAAUGAAGUACUAUUCUUGAUAAGUUAUAUAUUUGUAUUUGCAGCAAUGCCACAUGCUUUUCACAAACAUUAAAAAACCUUUCAGGGUCCAGUAAUUAAGUUAAAAGAUUUAUUUAUCAGGUUUAUAAUGGUCCUGCUCUAGCCACUUGCAUUUUUGUUUCAGAUUGAAAAGUAUUACUAAAAAAAGUACAUAGGGACAUUUGUAGUACAGAACCAAAUUAUACUAAAAUCUUUUGUUUACUACUACCACACAUGAGAAGCAUCACUUAUGCAGAUUUUUUUCAGAAUGUUUAAAAAAUGGAAAUUCAUAAAACGUUAACUAGUUAUGUUUAUUUCCUUUGGCUGCUGUAAUAAAUGACCACAAAUUUGGUGGCUUAACACAACAGAAAUUGAUCCUCUCAUGGUUCUGGAGUCUAGAUGCUUGAAAUCUAGGGGUUCACAGGGUCAUGCUCCCUCCAGAGAUUCUAGAGAAUACUUUCUUGCCUCUUCUAGCUUCUGGUGGCUAUUAGCAUUCCCUGGCUCAUAGCCAACAUUUCCACUCAUCUUUGCUGCACCUUUUCUCUGUGUACCUGAUCUCCCUCUGCCAGGAUAAUUUCUUCAUCUCAAGAUCUUUACAAUAAUAACAUCUGUAAAAUCCCUUUUCCAAAUAAGGUAACAUCUACCAGUUCUGCCCUCUUUCUUCCCCCCAAAUUGGUAAAUACAUUCACCCCAUCUCAACAUUCCCAAGUCUCAGCUGAUUACAGUUUCAACUCUAAAUCCAAAAUCUCAUUCAAAUAUCAUCAGUUCUAAAUACCCAAAUCUCAUCAUCUAGAUCAUUGAAAUGAAAUACAAGUGAAACUCUGGCUGUGAUCCAUUGUGAGGCACUAUCCCUGUCCAUCUGCGAACCAGUGAAACAAAAGAAAGAAGUGAUUUGCUUCCAAAAUAAAAACAGUGGGACAGGCAUGGAAUGAUAAUUACAAAUGUUCCUAUUCCAGAAGGGAGAAAAUGGAAAGUAGAAGGUAGUCACCUGUCUCAAUCAUUUUCAAAACCAACCAAAUUUCCUUUAGGAUUCAAGGCCCAGCAAUAGUCCUCUGUGUCUCAGGGCUCCACCGUUUGGGUCUGCAAUUGUCGCCUCUUGGACCGUGGACUGGGUUUCUGCCUCUGACCAUGGCUCACAAUUCUGCCUCUCCCCUCAUUCUUGGGCUUCCACCUUGGCACUUACAACUUUGCCCUUGGUGUGAUCCUUCCUUUAGCUUGAAGAGUGGCACAUGUUUGUAGUUGAUUAGUUUAUAUUAGCCUGUUUUGUUUUUCUUUUCUGUCUGUGGAAUUUUGGUAGUCUGACUGUCUUCUCUGAUUUUGUCCUGUCUCUGUCCCUUUCAGGUCAAGCAGAGACAUUUCUGCUGAUAUAGCAUUCUCAAAAACUUGGUUGAGCUCCCAUAUAUAUCCCAUAUAUAUCAUGUUGAUUCACACAUUUAGAAAAGAGGGCCCUUACAUAUCUUUCCUGGAUAACCGUUUCGAUAUUCCUGGUUUCUGCUGAGAUGGUUGAGCAAAUCCAUGACUCAACGCCUGAUCUCUUUAGCACUAGGUAAAGAAUGUUUGGCCACAUCCUUGGUCUUGGCCCCAUCUCCAGAGCACAUUUUCCUAAUAGUGAAUCUCCUAACUUUUGCAUCUUUUAUAUUCUGAGUAGGCUCAGAAUCUCUUAACUCAUCAAGUGCUAGUUCUUUUCCCACUUAACAGACCUUUCCUCCAUUUCUCUUUCCUCUCUUAUUUUACUCUAGGCAGAGAAGAAAUUAUGCCAUACCUCUAAUGCUUCAUUUGCAAGUCUCCUCAGCUAAAUAUCCAAGUUUGUCAUUUACAUGUUCCCCUUGCCACACAACUGUAGGCAGCAAUUCAGAUAGGCUUUUCGUCAAUAUAGAGCAAGCAUUACCUUUCUUCCAAUUUCCAAUAAAAUGAUCUUCAUUUCAUUGCAAGCCCUCACCAAAAAAUGCCUUUUAACAUUCAUAUUUCUGUCAAUGGUCCAAUCUAUGCUUUUUCUGCCACAUGCAUCAAAAUUCUUCCAGCCUCCACCCAUUAUCCAAUUCUAAAGCCACUUUUACAUUUUAAGGUAUUUGUUACAGCAAUAGCCCAUUCCCCAGUACUGAAAUCUGUAUUAGAUUCUUGUAGCUGCUAUAACAAAUUACCCCAAACAUGGUGGUUUAAAAUAGUAUUCUCUUCCUGUUUUAGAGGCCAGAGUCCCAAACCGAGUUAUGUUGGCUCUGCUCCUUUUGGAGCCUCUAGUGAGAAAUCUGUUCCUUGCAUCUUCUCAUUUUUUGUGGCUGUUAUCAUUCUUUGGCUUGUGGCUGCAUCUCUUUCUGCUCUGUCUUCACACCAUCUUCCCUUUAGUGCAUCUAAUCAACCUCUUCCUCUCUUGUAUUAGGACAUUUAUGAUGGAAUUUGGGACCUGCUCAGAUUAUCUAUGGUAAUCUCAUCUCAAAAUCCUUAAUUUAAUUACAUCAUCCAAAUUUAAUUACGUUUUCCAAACAAGCUAAUUCACAGAUUGUAGGGAUUAGGUUUAGGAUAUGAACAUAUCCUUCUAUUUUGGAGGGGGCACCAUUCACUACAUUAGUCAUUUAUACUUUUAAAAAAUAUAUCUUUGGUGCUUGAGACAAAUUUAAGGUUCUCUCUGAAAGCUAUUAUCUGUAUAGGCUACUGCAUGCUUUGUUAAGUAGACAAAGAGGUUAUUCUAAAUUUUGGUUGAUACUUUUGCUAAUGUGGCCAAUUAGCUUGGGGAUAAAAAAAAAAAACACAUGGAUCUCAUCUCUGCACUCUAUUAUAUCUCUUCUGCCCCUUUUUAAUGAAGUCUUUGACCAAAUGUCUU
Molecule: messenger RNA, 8377 nt
Organism: Sciurus carolinensis (gray squirrel)
Lineage: Eukaryota; Metazoa; Chordata; Mammalia; Rodentia; Sciuridae
Gene: Diaph2
Product: diaphanous related formin 2
Exons: 27
Coding region: 222-3524 (1100 amino acids)
Biological process (GO): actin filament polymerization; actin cytoskeleton organization
Cellular component (GO): actin filament; cytoplasm
Molecular function (GO): actin binding; microtubule binding; small GTPase binding
Source: RefSeq, a predicted model, not a curated record